Messenger RNA from Ilyonectria robusta, 1713 nucleotides. RefSeq names its product family 13 glycoside hydrolase. Gene Ontology annotation, biological process: oligosaccharide catabolic process. Gene Ontology annotation, molecular function: alpha-amylase activity. The record is from RefSeq and is a predicted model, not a curated record. The transcript is spliced from 5 exons. NCBI's taxonomy places the organism in Eukaryota, Fungi, Ascomycota, Sordariomycetes, Hypocreales, Nectriaceae. The coding region runs from base 1 to 1713 and encodes 570 amino acids.
AUGAGUCCCACAACCCAGCCACACCGGGCCUGGUGGAAGGAGAGCUCGGUGUACCAAGUGUAUCCAGCCUCCUUCCAGGACUCCACCGGAUCGGGAACUGGAGAUCUGAAGGGCAUCAUCUCCCGCGUCGACUAUCUCAAGAACCUGGGGGUUGACAUUGUGUGGCUAUCUCCAAUUUUCGAUAGCCCCCAGAUUGACAUGGGGUAUGACAUCAGUGACUACAAGACGAUUUGGCCCCCAUACGGAGACGUGAGUGAUGCGGAUGUCCUGAAGGACAAGCUCCACGAGCGAGGAAUGAAGUUGGUUCUGGAUCUUGUCAUGAACCAUACCAGUGACGAGCAUCAAUGGUUCAAGGAGUCCCGCAAGUCCAAGGACAACCCGUACCGAGACUGGUACGUCUGGAAGCCUGCAAAAUAUGAUGCAGACGGUAACCGACAGCCUCCCAACAACUGGCAGGCUCACUUUCAAGGGAGCGCCUGGGAGUAUGACGAGGCAACUGACGAGUACUACCUACACCUCUUCUGCACGGAGCAACCAGACCUCAAUUGGGAGAACCCCCUUGUCCGCGAAAAAGUCCACGAGGUUAUGCGAUUCUGGCUAGACCGCGGCGUUGAUGGGUUCCGAAUGGACGUCAUCAACUUCGUCAGCAAAGACCUGGCAUUCCCAGACUCGAAGCAGACCGUGCUACGUGGCAGCGAGUACUAUGCUUGUGGCCCUAGGCUCCACGAGUACCUCAAGGAGAUAGGUGACAUCCUCAAGGAGUAUGACGCUUUUAACGUCGGCGAGAUGCCGUGCGUGCACGACGAGCGCGAGUUGAUCCGCGCUGUUGCAGCGGAUCGCGGAGAGCUGAGCAUGAUCUUCCACUUUGAGCUGAUGGAUCUCGACCAUGGCCCCAAGGGCAAGUUCUCUCCCGGCACAUGGCCGCUUUCCAAGCUCAAGACGACCGUGAACAAGUGGCAAAGGAUCAUGAUUGACAACAGCGGCUGGAACGCCCUGUACCUCGAGAACCAUGACCAGCCACGAUCAGUGAGCCGUUUUGUGCACGACGACCCCCAGAACCGGGCGGCGAGUGCCAAGUUGAUCGCCAUCUUCCUCGGAUUCCAGUCCGGCACUCCCUUCAUCUACCAAGGACAGGAGAUUGGAAUGACCAAUGUACCCGUGGACUGGGGCAUGGAGGAGUACAAGGACGUCGACUGCCUCAACCACUGGAACUUGUUCAAGGACACAGCCGAUGCAUCCACCAUCGAAAGCCUCAAGCGGGAGUACCAGCUCAAGUCUCGCGAUAAUGCCCGCACGCCGAUGCAGUGGGACGCCACCCGCAACGCCGGUUUCACCACCGGCGACAGCCCCUGGAUGCGCGUGAACGACAACUACCGGGAGAUCAACGCCGCCUCGCAGACCGAGGACCCGGCCUCCGUCUACCGCUGCUGGCGCACCGUCCUCGACACGCGCAAGGCCCACAAGGAAAUCUUCGUCUACGGUGACUUCCAGCUCGUCGACGAGGCCCACGAGAAGGUCUUCGCCUAUAGGAGGAUAGCCGAGAACGGCGAUGCUGCGCUCAUCGUGUGCAACUUCGCUGCCGAGCCUGUGGAUUGGAAGCUGCCCGUAAAGGCCCGAGAUAUUUUAGUUAGCCCCGCGGGCAGGACGUUAGAGGAAGUCAACGCUGGGGUGAUUCGACUCGCCUCCUGUGAGUCGCUGGCUGUGCUUCAGUAA